Vitrella brassicaformis is the source of this 5173-nucleotide messenger RNA. NCBI's taxonomy places the organism in Eukaryota, Vitrellaceae. The record is from the annotation of a GenBank genome assembly.
GCUGCAUCAUUAUCUUAUGCACCAAGACACACGCACACUGCUCAUCUCAUACGCACCCACCCACGCACAACCGGUACACACGUCAGUAGUGUUUGGUGAGCAGGUUCUUCCUGAGCUCCCCCAUCUUAGAUCUCAGCUUGUGUCUCUUCUCCCGAUCCUCCCUCUUGCUGGGCUGCCGCUUCCGCUUCUGCUCCAGCCGCUUCUUCAGCGCAUCUGCACGAGCCUUGUGGAAACCCAAUGGCCUUCAACCAACACACCACAGCACAGUAACCACAGCAGACGGUGAAUGCAUGUCGUGUGCUCGCUUCGAGGGUGGAUUGUGUUGUGUUCGCUCACUUUGGUGGUGUGUAUCCGCUCCGCCUGGCGCGGUCGACGAGUUUCUUGGGGCGUGAGAGGUCCCUCUCGGCCUUGCGGAUGCCAAAGCCGCCUGAUGUGUACAAUGACGGAUGAGAGAGAAACAAGGGCGGCGUCUCCUUUGUGUCACCCACUGACUGACCAGCUUGGCUGAGUUGUUCGAGCCUCCCCCCCUUCUCGUAGUCCUUCCUAGAGGAUGACAGGUCGGACAAGGGCCGCCCCAGACGGAUCGCCCUGCACACAGCCAACGAACAAACGACACGAACCGCACACAAUCGGUCCACGCCUUCACUUGCGGCACAUACGGAUGGGCGUACCUCUGCACACCCGUGGCGAGCACUCGGUCUCGCCUCUGCAGCAGGCAGAGGACCGAGCCCUUGCUGCCAGCGCGGCCUGUGCGACCGGCCCGAUGAAUGAAGUCGAUGGGGUUGAGUGGGAAGUCAAACAUGACCACCUGGUCCACCUGCGCGAUGUCCAGACCCCUACACACACACAACACCACAAUGCGAGACGAGACGGGACGGCACAUCGCAAGCAAAGCACACGUGUGUGUUCCGUCUGCUCACUCACCUGGCGGCAAGGUCGGUGCACACGAGGUAGGGCACCUGGCCGUGUCGGAAGGCCUCGAGGUUGGCCUUUCGCUGCUCCUGCGGCACCUCACCGUGAUAUGCCUGGAUGGAUGGAUGGAUGGAACACACACACACACACACACAUAUGGCCUCCCUGCUCUGCUGAUGCGGUGCCUCCAUUGUCUUUGUGUUCGCACCAGUGAGGUGAAUCCCGCCUCCUGAAUGGCAUGCUGGCAUGCCCUGCAGCUGUUGACGGUGUUGCAGAACACCAGCGUGCUCUUACGGUACACCUCACCAGCCCCUCUCUGACCAUCACCUCCCUCUGCAGGCCGCUGCGGCCCCCUCACCUUCAGCAGCUCUCGCAAGGCGUCAAGCUUGUCCUCUCCCUGUAUCCACAACAGCCAUACAGAGAUUGGGAUGGCAUCAUGGAUGGUCUCUCAAUGAGUGUGUCUUUUCCUCACCUUAGUGUCGAUCAUUUCGUAUCGCACAUUUGGGAGCGACUUGUGCAGCCCCGGCGCCUCGACGUAGCGCACGGCCGGGAGAUCCUCUUGGUCCAGCAGCCGCCUGACGGCCUUGGUCAGGGUGGCAGUGGCAAACACCAGCUGGGGCUGCUCGGUGUCGGGUCUGGUGAUGAGCGGCUGUAGGAGUUUGUUGAUGUCGGGGCCGAAGCCCUGCAUGAGCAUCGUGUCGACCUCAUCUAUCACCACGUAAGACACCUGCAGACACAGAUAUGGAACUACGAUCAUGUGACGGUUCGUUCGAGGUCCCUGGUACCUCGCUGAGCGCUAGGUUGCUCUUGUCCCAGUGGAACAGGACGCGCCCGGGUGUGCCGACGACCACAUCGAGGAUCUUGGACAGGUCGCGCUUCUGCUUAGCGAAACUAUCGCCACCGAUGACCGAACACGACGACAACUGGCACCCACAGCGCACACACAUGGAGUGAAAAGAAAGGUGCCUUGUUGCGUUGUCACCUUGGCCAGCUGGCUGCUGCCUCUCAGGACCUCCAGUACUUGUUGGCUCAGCUCGCGUGUGGGGGAGAGAAUCAGAGCACGGGGCCGCUUCGGCCGCCGCAAUGACCGGCCGUCCAGCUCCUGAGCGAACACGCAAGUGACCCACCAAUCGUCCUCAUGUGCUAAUUGUCUCCAUCUCUCCCUGCGUACCUCUGAUUUCAGGUGUUGCAUCAUGGGCAGCAGGUACGCGAGCGUUUUGCCGGAUCCCGUCUCGGCCGCGAACACGAUGUUGCCGCCCGACAGCACCUGUGGGAUGGCCAGCCGCUGGAUGGCCGUGGGCUCCACAUCGCCCAGCAUGCUAGCCGUGCCACGAGCUAUCGACUCCUCCAGACCCAGCCGGCGCCACUUGAGCAUGUGCUCACCCUCGACCUGGACCUGAUGUGCGCUUGUUGGCUUGACAGCUGUGACGACGGGCUUGGUCUGCGGUGUGUCGGGCGGGUUGUCUUUCGGUGUGGGCUCGGACUCGUCUGGUUUCCCUUCCGACGUCCACUGUUCCCAUUGGCCGUCAGAGCCGCUGGACGUCCACUGCUCAGCCUCUUCGUGCUGUUCUGCGGCUUCCUUCUCUCCUUUGAUGUCUUCUUCCUCCUCGUCCAUGAAGCCCUCCUCUAGGACCGUCAUGAGCAUGGUGCCCAGGUCGACUGACGGCAGCUGAGAGAGCCGCAGCCUCAUCCCAUCGGCAUCACCGCCCGUCUCGGAUAUGAGCUGCUGCAGCUCCGGUAUGCCGAAAUCAUCAAGUUCACCAUAACCAUCCUCCUUAGCACCGGUCGAUUCGAGGAUGAGUUCGAUGGCCUCUGAUCUCGUCACGCCCAUGCCGCUGAGGACCGAGUCAUCAUCGGCAGCUUUCUCAUCCGCCGACGGUUCGCCAGACAGGCCUGUUUGCUGGUCAUCCAGCCGGAUGCCGACCUCAGGCACCUUCUGUGCGUCGUCUGGUGCAUGCACAGCGAUGGGCGCGUCACUCGUAAGGCUGUGAGGGAGAGCAACAACGUCACUACCGGAAGGCUCGUCGUCCGAGUUGGUCGCCAGGGACGCCGCCGCCUCUUGCUCCUUGGUUUCAUCUUCGGUUUGCGCGAAAAGCUGAGUGAAUGUCGUCGUGACUUGCUCGUCCGUCAUCUGUGGUAGGUCGGCCGCCAGCUGGUCCAGUGCUGCCGUGUCCCCGCCACGCUCUUCCUCUGACACCCGCGCCGCCUGCAUGAUUGCCUUCUCCAUCUCACCCCGAGACACGUUGACCACACUCGCCCCUCCCGUCCAGCCGAAAGCAGCCAGCGAAGCGUCCGCAAUCCGUCGCAGCGCAGUGACGUCGAGACUCCGCCACUCCUCCUCGGUCUGCGGGGCGUCAGUCGGCAGCAUGUCGUUGUCCUUCAAGUCCCCCAUGAGCUCAAGGAGGUCGUGACGAGACAUCCCCGCCAGCACUUGAGGUGCAGCACGCUCCACCUCGACAGUGUCUGACACCUCCAGCAGCGGCUCAAGGGGGCCACCGGCCUCGGCAAUAGCGGCCGACCUCUCAGCUCGCUCCUGCGAGGCGCGAUACAUGUUGCCCCAGAGCGCCCGCACCUCCUCGUCAGUCAUGAGGGGCACGUCGUCUCGUGUGACGCCUUCUUGCGUGAGGAGGAGGUCGGCGUUGCCUUCGUCCAGGACGAUGCUCUCCAGCACGUUGCGGUCAAGUCGUGAGGCCCUGGCGGGGUCAGCCGCAUCCUCCAGCCGACACAGGGCCUUCGCGCAAAGCAACCUGCACACACACAGCCACAGUUGUGUCCUUCCUGUUGCGUAUAGUUGAUCACCGACCUGAUGCGCUCUGUUGAGAUGGUGUCGUAGUGUUCCAUCCCAGCCGCUUGCUCGGGCAGCGCCGCCGCCACGAUGGGCAGAAUGUCCAGCAGAUCAUCGCGGGACAUGGCCUCAAGGUCGCUGAACUUUUCUCUCACCCCCUCACUCGCCUCCUCCUCCAACUCCGCCCUGAGAGCCGCCUCCCGCUCUGCACGCCGCCACUCUUUGGCGACGCGCCGCCUCUCCUUAUCUUCCUCCUGCAGGCGGCGCUCCUCGGCAGCAAACUCUGAAAGGUCCCACCCGGUCGACCCCACGGUCGCCGCGAAGAUGCGGAGCAGCUCCACGUCGGAUGCCGCCGUGAGGUACUUCCGUGUCCUCCGCUUGGGCGGGGCGAACAUCUUGUUCUUGCGGAUGAGGUCAACCAUCUCGUCGCGAGUCAGGCCGAGAGCAACGGUUGCUGAGCCGCCUCUGUCGGCUGGUGGUGUGUGGUCAGCCGUCGGCUGAGUAUCAGGUAGAUCGUUGACCACAGGAACUGUGCUGUCUGGGGUCGUUGAGGGCGACAGCUCGUGAAGAGUGUCUCUGAGACCUCGUUGCAGCCUCGGAUCUGGGAACAAGGGGACCAGGCAUCAAGAUGCGUCGAGGCUUCCUGUCUGUGUCGGUCUCCCCACCUGGUAGCACAGCGAUCAUUGCCGUGAACAGAUCCACAGCAUCGACGUGCUCGCGCCACUGCUCACUCCUCCUUGCAUCCCCGAAGAGCCCCAGCACCUUCGACAGGUACUCCCUGCUGCCCAUCCGGCCGUCACGCCAGUCCACCGACAGCGACUUGAAGUCGCCAAACGCCACAUCGCCCACAUAGGCCUUGAGGCGCUUGGCAAACACCCUGUUUUGGGUCACACGCUGAUCUGCGUUAAAGGUGCGAGUCGCCUUGAGCACACCAUCAAUCUGCACACAACGAAGGCCGGCAAAGACAACCACAGUGGGAGCAGCAACACGUGUCAGUGAGCCAGCAUGUGCGUGGCUGACCUCUGCCUGUGCACCCCUCAGCAGUUGCAGCUCCUCGAUGUCCCACAGGUGCUGAUCGGCAGGAGGUGACAAAUCCGUCUCAGCAGCAGGUGGUGAUUCCAGUGAUGGCUCCAUGAUGUUUGGCGCUGCCGAAGCAGGCUGCAGCACCAAACCUGCCACGGUGCACACACAUCAGCAGCACAUUGGAGGAGUCAAAUGAGCUGCCUGUGCAAGAAAGCAUCCAUCUGUGAUUCGUUCACCUGACGAGCGGCGUGGGAGUCGCUGUCUGCGGGGAGGUAUGUGUGGCACCACUGCAUUCGGCAGAUGGAUGAAGCCAGCACCACACACCGCUGAUGGGAUGCCGGACGCCGCCGCACCACCGACCAAAGCGUUGAUCAACUUCAUCUUCUAUUGAGUAGCUGGCUGGCCACAUGUCCACUGAUCCGCGAGAAUGGCUUCAUUCAGCAAGGUCUGUUU